GGUAAUAUAUCAAACGAGGCAUCAAAGGGGGCAACAGAGAAGGGCAGGAGGAAAACAAGCAUCGGCUGUGACAGCCCAAGACCACCACAGCCUCGCAUGUCAGACCACACUCGUCGAUGCAGAUUCAAAGAGAGUGGCAUUGCAUGGGGCCUCGCAGCCGCACCGAAGACGGAAAGAUCCCAAGUCACAUUCAUGCGCUACCCCAAUGGCACAAACAGUCAAUCGGAGCGUUCCAUGAAAUGCACGGAAUGAAGACCGUCGUCGAAUUCUCCAGUCGGGAACGUUCCAUAUCCAAACAAAUUCCCAGAGAAAGGCGACCGUCGGACAGUGCCCAGUGCUUCAACUUUGCUGGGCAAAUACGCGACACGAACCAAGACAUGCGCGCACCAUCCACCGCCAAAAGAUGUAGGCUCUGUCGCCGCGCCACCCAACCUCGGGGUUUAAUUUUACCAGCGAUGGGCUUCAAUCUAAUACCAACCAAGGGGAAGAAGGAACACAGUACACCAAAGUUGCCAAUGACAUUGAGUUGCUUGUCGACAAGGGAGCUUGACGAGAAGACAUAUAAGAAGGCUGCCGCCAGCUGUGAAAACCACGACCUUCGGGUAUUAGAGACCGAGUCAUGCAGCAUCGACAGUGGGACGAACGUAACAAUUCAUGAGUUUGAGAAUCGUGCACCAUCCCGAGAAAUGAAAAAGAAAAUAACAAAACAUAAUCAUCUCAUACAUGCAAUCCUAACAGGCUGAACAUCGUUAGAUGAAAGGAAAUAGGAAAAUAGUAAUAAUACUUCGUGCCAGCAUAACAAUAUAAACAGACAUAAAAGUUUCAAACGGGUGAAACGAGGCGUUUCCGACGAAACCAGAGGGAGGUGGGAAUAACGUCAAUAAGUACGAG
This is a messenger RNA of Aspergillus eucalypticola CBS 122712, 891 nucleotides long. RefSeq lists its product as uncharacterized. The transcript is spliced from 2 exons. The record is from RefSeq and is a predicted model, not a curated record. NCBI's taxonomy places the organism in Eukaryota, Fungi, Ascomycota, Eurotiomycetes, Eurotiales, Aspergillaceae. Bases 117 to 743 code for a protein of 208 amino acids.